Molecule: messenger RNA, 1245 nt
Organism: Sodiomyces alkalinus F11
Lineage: Eukaryota; Fungi; Ascomycota; Sordariomycetes; Glomerellales; Plectosphaerellaceae
Product: putative lipoate-protein ligase A
Exons: 3
Coding region: 1-1245 (414 amino acids)
Biological process (GO): protein lipoylation
Cellular component (GO): cytoplasm; mitochondrion
Molecular function (GO): lipoyltransferase activity
Source: RefSeq, a predicted model, not a curated record
AUGCUGCUCUCUCCGUCCCGUCUUCGCGGGCUCGGAUCCCGCGUCCCACCCUGCUCUUCCUUCCGCCCUUUUACGGCCGCCGCCGCCGCCGCCGCCUCGCCAACCUCCAAACCCCAAGUCUACCUCUCCCGCUCCCGCAACCCCUAUCUCAACCUCUCCGUCGAGCACCACCUGCUCCAGACCACACCCCCCGACUCGACCGUCCUUUUCCUCUACACCAACCGCCCCUGCGUCGUCAUAGGUCGCAACCAGAAUCCCUGGCUAGAGGUCAACCUCCCCUUGCUCUCCUCGCUCACCGCCCGCACGAAGCCCGGCGACCAUGAACCGGCCCCCACGACCAUCGACCUCGUGAGGCGCCGCUCGGGAGGCGGCACGGUCUUCCACGACCCGGGGAACGUCAACUACAGCGUCAUCUGCCCGCCCGAGUCGUUCGACCGCGACAAGCACGCCGAGAUGGUGGUGCGCGCGCUGCGGGGGCUGGGCGUCCCAGGAGCGCGCGUCAACGCCCGGCACGACAUUGUCGUGGACGUGGACGUGGACGUGGACGUCAGUGAAAGCGACGGUAACCAUGGGGCAAACACGUUCAAGAUCUCCGGCUCCGCUUACAAGCUCACCCGCCUCCGCAGCCUCCACCACGGGACCUGUCUCCUGUCCUCGCCAAACUUGGGGUCCAUCGGGCCCCUCUUGCGCUCGCCCGCGGAACCUUUUAUCAAGGCUCGCGGCGUGGAGAGCGUGCGGUCCCCCGUGCGCAAUGUCGGCGUCGGGAACGGGGAGUUCGAGGACGCUGUCGUGGCUGAGUUUGCGAAGAUGUACGGCGACCCCGACGUGUUCUGCGAGGUGGGCGACGAAGCCGGGGCUGUGGAUGGAGUUGAGAAGGGGAUGAAAGAGUUGUUGUCGAGGGAUUGGAUUUACGGACAAACGCCGCUGUUCAGCUUCUCAACCUACCCGACCGAGGACGAUCCGAGAGAGAGGCCCUCAUUGCCUAGUGAUUUCCAUCUCAGCUUCGAGGCGCGCCAUGGCCAACUGAGCAAGUUCACCUUUGUGAACGCGUCUUCCGCUGGACAUGUCGAUAUCCCUUCUUCGUCGUCAUCCUCGCCGUUGGACGGAUCCCGGAUCUACGACGUCGAGGACUGGACAGACGCUCUCCGUUCAUACGGCGGCACCGUAAAUUCGCAGGCCGAGACUGCCGGCCGUUGGUUGAACGGCCUAUUCGGGACAGGACAUGCAAAGACCCAGCUACGAUAG